AUGGUCUCGGGGUCGGGGCUCUGCGCGCGGCGGGUGGUGGUGGACGCCCGCCACCACAUGCUGGGGCGCUUGGCGUCAAUCAUCGCGAAGGAGCUGCUCAACGGGCAGCGAGUUGUGGUGGUGCGAUGCGAGGAGAUCUCCAUCUCGGGGGGAUUGGUCCGCCAGAAGAUGAAGUACGCUCGUUUCCGUAAUAAGAGGAUGAAUACCAAGCCUUCGCACGGGCCCAUCCACUUCCGCGCGCCUGCGAAGAUCCUCUGGCGCACGAUCCGCGGGUAAGAGUGAUGGUGACCUUGGUCGACUGGACACUCCAUGAUCUCCCAGAUGCCGUGUUUUCUCCCUCUGUGAUGAGCCUCUCUGGCGUAUUAAUUCAUUCGGUUCAUUUGAUGCAUGGUUUUCCGACUCUUUCCUCUCCUCUGCGAUAACCUUCUCUGGUCCAUUUAGUCUAAGCUGAUAUAGUCAUUUUUAAUCUGCAAUGUCCCGCAGAAUGAUUCCACACAAGACGAAGAGGGGAGAAGCCGCAUUGGCGAGGCUGAAGGCGUACGAGGGAGUUCCGCCACCGUACGACAAGGUCAAGAGGAUGGUCAUCCCCGACGCUCUCAAGUAAGUCUUCUUUCCUCUUCUACUACGCUCAUAUUCUUUUCAAUUUGGGCCAGUCUGCUGAUCUACGCCGCCGUCUUUGUAAUUGUUCAGGGAGCUGAGGCUGCGGAAGGGGAACAAGUUUUGCCUGCUGGGGCAAUUGUCGAAGGAGGUCGGAUGGAGCUACUAUGAUGUCGUUAGGGUGAGAGACUUGUUGAUCUGGGCUUGCUGAGCUACUAUGAUCUAGGCUCAUCCUCUAUUCAUCUAGGCUUGCUGAUCUCUUCUCUUUUCGUCUAACUAUCUGUUGCUUGAGGACGUCCGUCUUUUGUUCAGCGUGUCGUCCAUCAAGACUGCGAAUUGGAUGCGUUUUCUUCGUCGAGAUAUAUUUUGAAUAGACUGUUAUUCGUCUAUAUUUUAACGUUUUCUUUCUCCAAAACCGGGUUCUUGACAUUAUUCGAGGGCUGUUGUUUGCUUUUGAUACUUUAGAAUGAGGAUUUAUUUCUCAGAGAGCAGAAAACCUCGUAUCCUGUUAUUGUACAUAAUUUUUUACUGGAACCUUUUCAAACCCUGCAUAAGUAGUGUUUGUAUUUUAAUUACAAAUAUAAUGAAAAACAUAAUUAUUUUUAUUUUUAUUUAUCUUUUAGUGAUUAAUAUUAUUUUUAUAGACGAUUGUCCAGCACACUGGUGCUGGACGAAGAGUUAGUUCAUGAAUCCCCAGAAUCUGUAUUAACUUCCUAUGGGAAAUUCUAAAUACAUCGGAUUUCUUCUUUUUUUUCUUUUUUUUUUUUUUGGGAAGAAAAAAAACGUCUCCACCUUUCUCUUGAUAUCCAUUGAUGCCAAUUAUCUAUCACAUGAGCUCUCCUCCGGCCUAACUCUGGCUUGGUACCGUCAACAGCGAGUGUGGUUGCUGAUGGUUUUUUAGCUUAUUGUUUCUUUUCACAUUGUUUUUUCCCCAGACGUAUAUGGAUUUUCCAACUCAAGGAACUAUGGAUUUUUAUAUGAUUUUCAGAAAAUCAAAAAUCUGAUGAUUAAUUUCUUUUAAUCCACAGAUAUUUUGUUCAUAAUCUCCAUAUAAUUGUAUCAUCCAAACCUAAUUCACCUCUCCGCAUUGGUUAUUCGUAUCAAACUUUGGCAGAUUAUGUGCCAUCAAAUCAAGUCUCCCUUUCCUCUUUAGGCUCUCAAUCUCUGCAAUUUGCUGUUCUUGCUGCAGGAGCUGGAGGAGAAACGAAAGCAGAGGGCCCAGGUUGCGUAUGAGAGGAAGAAACAGCUGAACAAGCUGCGCGCACAGGCAGAGGCAGCUGCAGAGCAGCAACUCGGCUCCCAGCUGGAGAUCUUGGCCCCGAUCAAAUACUAA
Molecule: messenger RNA, 1930 nt
Organism: Spirodela intermedia
Lineage: Eukaryota; Viridiplantae; Streptophyta; Magnoliopsida; Alismatales; Araceae
Source: the annotation of a GenBank genome assembly